AUGAAACCUAAAGAUUCGUCCAUUCAUACUCGCGAUAGCAUUAAGUACUCAACUGACAAAACAGAAGAUAAGAUUCACAAAUUUAUGACAAAACAAAUUUCACUUGAUGACGUCAGAGGUCUUCGUGUAGUCAAUGAUAAACCCAUUCGUCUACUUUUCCUAGCUGAAGCUACUUCAAAUGUUGGUGUUAUUGUCUUUGUCUUUCUUUAUCCAUCAUUAUUCCUUUCAAUUUUUCUUCAACCCCAAAACGAAAUAACUCCAUUGGCUUCUUUUCUCAUUUUUUUAUGGAAUUCAUGGAUUAUAGUUAUCACUGGUUUGAUGUAUGCUGCGGUGCCAUCAAGAUAUAAUACGCCAACGUUAACAGCUGGUAUUGUGCAUGUUCGUCGUUUUAUCUAUUGGGCUUUAUUGAGCAGUGAAAUACUACUUGCUGUACUAUUAAUCUGCACUGUCCAUCGAACGACUCUCUCAGUAGGUUUUGCAAAUUUUAUAUUAUUUGUAGCCAUGGGUCGAGUUUUUGUCCUUUUCCCGAAGAAAGCCUGGUUUGGCACUGUUGUGUUCGAGUCGAUGGCAGAAAAAGAAAAAUGA
Messenger RNA from Rotaria socialis, 585 nucleotides. The record is from the annotation of a GenBank genome assembly. Lineage: Eukaryota; Metazoa; Rotifera; Eurotatoria; Philodinida; Philodinidae.